This is a messenger RNA of Paramecium tetraurelia, 2535 nucleotides long. RefSeq lists its product as uncharacterized. The record is from RefSeq and is a predicted model, not a curated record. The transcript is spliced from 8 exons. Lineage: Eukaryota; Ciliophora; Oligohymenophorea; Peniculida; Parameciidae. Gene Ontology annotation, molecular function: protein binding.
AUGAUUUAUUCUCAGUAAACAUAAUAAGAAUACAAAGAGAUGGUAUUACAAGGUUUUGAUGGAUAUGAUCACUCCUUAGCUCAACUACAACAAGAGAAAACCAGAUUAAACCAGGAACGAUAAGAAUUCAUAUAUUUUAUGCAAGAGUACAUCGUGGAUUAUCUUACUUAUGAAAAUCAAGAGAUUGAUGAUGAUGUUGUUUAAAAGAUAAAAAAUAUAUGUUAAAAAAUGGUACUUAAACCCUUAUGGAAUUACGAAGAUUUUAGUGUGGAAUUGGAGCAACAACUGGAGACUUUAACACGUAAGCACAAACUUUCUAUUUUGAAUAUUUUAGACGAUUAUAUCGUAUUGAAUUAAGUCAAAUUAAUCAUUUCCAGUUUCGAUGCAUAUAACUAAACCAAGUUUAAUUAAAUAAGUACUCACUGUCUUGAAACAUUGAAAAGCCUAAGUUCUACAGAGACAAAGUAUUUAAAGAGGAUGAACCAUUACUUUGAGGUACAAGAAUUGAUUCCGAACUAAUCGGAUCGAGUGGAAGAGAUUAAUUAGCUGCUCACAACAUUGAUCUCAGUGCAAGAUAAUACACUUUCCAUGGAUUCCUGGAACUAUUCUCAUUACUAAUUUGUGAACACAAAUUAACAAGAUUUAUAAUACUAGGUCAAAAAAUAGGAUGCCGAUGUUAUUUUGAUUGAUACAUAUGGGAUCAGUCAAGAAGUGGCAAGAACUCUAUUUUAACUGCUGCCAGAUUAUGAACUAGUUUUGCCUCAACUCUUAUCCACAAUUAACAUAACCAAGGGAAAUUUGCAACACGCAUUGUCCAAUCUGUACGAUUUGCAAUUUAAAAUGAUGGAUCACUUGAACCCUUUCACCUUAAAGGGCAAGGGCAUGGUUUGUUGUUUGAAUGAAGGCUUAGCAGGAAAUGAAUUUAUAUGUUUCUAUUUUGGUGAAGUGUACACCCCGUAGAGAUGGUUCGAGAAACAAACGAUAUUCCAUAAGAGAAUGCAGGAUGGCAAUCGAAAAACAUGUUCUCAAAGUCCCUAUGCUGAAUUCUUCAUUCACGAUGAUCUGCUGGUAAUGUUUAAAAAUAGGUUUAAGUUUAUCGACCCCACUAGGUAUGGGAAUAUGGCUCAACACAUUUCAUAUUCAUGUGAUCCCAACUGUAGACUCAUAGCAGUUACUGUGAACUAACAGAAUUUGUUGGCAGUUAUUACAUCAAGAAAAAUCAAUUACUUUGAGGAGUUGACCUUGCCCUUCCCUUACACUUCCCAGGAUCAAUGUCUAUGUGGAUCAAUUCAUUGUAAACGAAAAUAGAAUCUAGAAUUAGAAAAUGCUCAUCAAAUUAGCAUUUACUCAAAUUAUAUAGAAAGAAAUGUGAUUUUGCUCCAAUCCACUUUAAUUACUAGCCAAAACACAUAAAAUGAUAUCCCUGAAUGGUUGUCUAAUUGGUAGGAGCUUAACCACUAAUAGAAUUACAUUAACAUUUUAUCCUGCGUUGAUAAAGUCAAAUUUGUUUUAUAACAUUUAAAGACGAUAUAACCGCCCAUUUUUCUCGUAACUAACAUUUUCAAUUAAUUCUGGAAGAAUUGUGAAACCAACACAUAAAAGAUUCAAAUGGAGUCCUCAAUUAUGAAUGAAAUUGUUGUGUUCCUAAAGAGACAUUCACAAUUGCAUUAAUGCUAAAUAGGGUUGGAAAUAAUCAAUCAGAUGAAGAAGAUUAUAGAUUAAAAUACUGACUAUGCUCUGCAAUUGACAAGAAUGCUCUUUUUAUUAUUGAGUGAGAUUAUUUUGAAUAUAGAAUCUUGUUCAUUCAAUAAUAAAGCAUUCUCCACUAUUUUGUACUUCAUGUCAUUCACUCACACAUACUUCUCAUCAACCUAAUAUUAGGGAUUUGAUGGAAAGCCCUUCGAAGAAACAGAAUUUGAAUACAUUCCUUAACCAAAAAAUAAAUCAAAAUUGUCAUUAUCUAAACAAUACACGCCUUAAUUUAUUUGGGGUCAAUUAAUCAAUUGGAAUAAGUAAACACUCUAAAAUCCAUAAUCUUCAAUGGCACAAGAGAGGAGAGGAGUUUUGUGUUAUCCCUCCUUGCUAUUAUCAUUUGAUAAUAAACACAAGACUUUUCCUUAUCAAUGCAAGACCAGAGAGAAAUAUCUGGAGUACUUUUAAUCCAAAAAAGAGAUCCAACCUGAUUUGUCAACUUGGUCAUACAAAAAUUAACAUAACAUAUAUGGUACAAUAUUUUUUGAAUAAUACUUCUCCUUAAGCAAGGUUGGAGAGGACUUUGUUAGUCAUGUAUGUAAACUAGGCAUGCAAACAUUUGAAAAAAAGUUUCAGUAUUGGUUGCAUAUUGAAAAUUGUUUUGAUAUGAAUCAAUAGUUAAUAGAUGAUUUAUAGACCAUCUUUUCAGAAAAAUUUUAAGCAUUUUUUGAUCAAACUCCAAAAAGCAAUUCAUCUACAGAUUAUGAUGAUAAUUAAAGAAAAAAAGUUAAGUAUAAUUAAGAUACAAUAAUUGUCGAAGAAACUCAAUUUAGUACAUAUUGA